GUGUGUGGGGACGGUAGGGAAACCCAUGACUUCCGUGUUUUUCCUCCCUUUCUGAAAGUGACUUUACGUAAAACCCCAAAUAGUAUAAAUAGUCACCAUCCUGCAACAUAUACCUUGACUGGGACUGGACUGAAUAAUCUCGAGCGGACUACCUUGUGGACGUAAACCAACCAACAACUGUAGCUAUAAAGCUGUAAAAAGCUCACUGGCGAGUCAAACAUCUAAAAGUCGGACUGUGUGAACACUUUGCUCGAAGCUCAGGACACCCUACUGCCGAUUCAUGGGACAGCAAACUAAAGAAGUGGACACUGAGUCGCUCCAGGAAAGAAGCCCCCGUCGUGGACGGUGCCUGGACAAUUUUCUUGUCAUGUCCAUCGCGUUUCUGUUUGCGGCAAUGACAGUUCUGACCGUCGGUGGAGUGAUGGCUGUGAUGCAACUGCGGUCCGAGGUGAAGUCCUUGAGCCCGAUCUCCUCACUUGAGAGGUCGGAGUUGUUGAAAGGAGACGCAUCUUCCCCAGUAUAUAAGAUGGAGAAAUUUGCCUACCUUUCAGCCGGCUUAAGUACUUUAGGAAACUCCACCAUGCAAUGGAUUAAAAACGCCUAUGGUGAAGGGACAUCUGUAGGAAACGACUUCGACUUUAACCAGGCGCAGCAUUCACUGAAGCCACUUCGGAAUGGAACCUACUUCAUGUACCUCGAUCUCCAUUUCAGCUGUACCUACCAAUGCAAGCCCAACGUUGUAACCGUAAGUGUGGGUGAUAAACUCACCUGCAAGGUGGAGCUGCCGGAAAAUUCAGCACCUGUGAGCAAGAAAUGCUGGACUGUUAAACGACUACAAAGCGAGGGACUGCUCGCUCAGAUGACAGUACUAAAGGAAGGAAUGGAUAAUUGGAAACUGGAGCUCCAGAACUCAGGAUUUGGAAUUUUCCUCAUAGACUCGUAGAUGUGCAUGCUGCAGUGCUACUGCUGUUAUCUAGAUGCAGAUGCACCCAAGACCUGUGGGUUGUAACUAACAAGAACAGGAGUCUGUUUUUUCAUAAGCCCACAUAGGUGAAAACAGGCAGGCAUGGGUGCCAUUUUCAGAGCUAUGACAAGGUUCCUUGCAAAGAGUUUAGGAGAAAGAACCUCAUGAGACUUUGAAGUGGAAUCUCAGGAAAAGUUUAUCAAUUAUGAUAAGUCAGACAGAAUAUAGAGAAACUAGAAACUUGCCUCAUUCUGUGUGAAUGUGUACAAAUUUUUCUCUGUAUAUUUAUUUGGUCAUAUGGAUUUAUUUAUGUACUUAUAUUGCUUUUAUUUAUAACAUAUUUAUAGGGAUGUUUCUAUUUUGUGUAGGAUUUUUAAAAAUGUAAAGUAGUUGUCACUACGUUGGGACUGAUGUGCAAUAUGUGGAUUUAAAGUUGUUGUUGGGGUUCUGCAACCGAAACGAAAACAGGCCCUUCAGGGAUACAUUUAGUUGUUCUGUAGUUAAUUUCUUCUUGCAAACAAUGACUAACAGAGAGAUGAGUAAGACUGUGCACUUCGAAUGAUUUAUGCAGAAACAGUCUGAUUUAUUGAAAACAUGUCCAGAAUGUCUAAAAACAUCUUGUUUAUUUUGUCUCCAAUAAAGGCAUUCUAUUCUAUUCUAAAAUUAAAUGUACGGAUUCACAAACUAAAAAACUGUUUUGCCUUUGAAAAAUAUCAAAGUUCUGUGGA
Messenger RNA from Archocentrus centrarchus (flier cichlid), 1692 nucleotides. RefSeq lists its product as uncharacterized. The coding region runs from base 281 to 943 and encodes 220 amino acids. The record is from RefSeq and is a predicted model, not a curated record. The transcript has 3 exons. Gene Ontology annotation, molecular function: protein binding. NCBI's taxonomy places the organism in Eukaryota, Metazoa, Chordata, Actinopteri, Cichliformes, Cichlidae.